CUGAAGUAUCCUACACGCUUGUAUCUGCAAUAACAGACAAGGCGGCAAUUUCAAAUUACGGCCAUACAUGAUCAUUCCACUACACUUGUUCCCAGCCAGUUGCUGCUCUCAGUUGAUUUUGCGAGCGCCCACGCCGCCUACGCGCAUUUCAUCGAGUAAAUACGGUGAACAGAGAUGGAACAGAGACGUAUUGCGAAAUAAAGGUGAUAUGUCUAUGUCAGGCAAUGUUUACCUCUUAAAACAACAUUGCACUGUCUAUCAAUUGGGGAGACGAUAGAUAUAUAAGUAAAGUCUCUAAAAUGAGUAAAAAUGAAUCAGAUCAUUCGACGCAAAAUGAAACCGAUAGUGUACAUAGCCAUCCUUAGUGUUUUUGGAAGUUUUGGAAUUAUUUUGGUCUACCUCCGAUACAUAAUCGCUGAUGGGAAUGACAUAUACGAGGGCGUUAUUAGUAGUAACAAACUAGAUAGUCAAUUAAUUGACAAUGACUUCCGAAUACAUGACUUGGAAGUUAAGUUGCAGACACUGGUUGCUAGGGUUCCCAAAAAAUAUGCACCUGUUAAAUUUCUCAAUUAUUUAGAACGCAAACGAAUUUUGAUAACUGGUGGAGCUGGUUUUGUUGGAUCUCACCUAGUUGAUACAUUAAUGUUUGAAGGACAUGAAGUUAUUGUAGUAGACAAUUUCUUCACAGGUCGCAAGCGUAAUGUUGAACAAUGGAUAGGCCAUGAAAACUUUGAACUGAUACAUCAUGACAUUGUCAAUCCAGUAUACAUAGAAGUGGAUGAAAUUUACCAUUUAGCGAGUCCCGCAAGCCCGCGGCAUUACAUGUCUAAUCCAGUAAAAACCAUAAAAACAAACACUCUAGGAACUAUUAAUAUCCUAGGAUUGGCACGUCGCGUGCACGCAAAGGUUUUAAUCGCUAGCACGUCCGAGGUCUACGGUGAUCCUGAUAUUCACCCGCAGCCUGAAACAUACUGGGGCCAUGUCAAUCCCAUCGGUCCACGUGCAUGCUACGAUGAAGGCAAGCGUGUGGCGGAAACAUUAUCUUAUGCCUAUGCCAAACAGGAGCGGAUGGAUGUACGUGUUGCGAGGAUAUUUAACACGUAUGGGCCUCGUAUGGUCAUGAAUGAUGGUCGGGUGGUGUCAAAUUUUAUCCUGCAAGCACUGCAGAAUGAUGUUAUUACUGUGUACGGGUCAGGUAAACAAACACGAUCGUUUCAAUACGUAAGCGAUUUGGUUGAUGGACUGAUUGCUUUAAUGGCGUCUAAUUAUACUCAGCCAAUUAAUUUGGGAAAUCCUGUUGAACAUACAAUUAACGAAUUUGCAACAAUUAUUAAAGAUUUAGUUGGGGGACGAAGUAAAAUUAGCCACUUGCCAGAAGUCGAGGAUGACCCGCAGAGGCGGCGUCCCGAUAUAACCAGAGCCAAAACAUAUUUAAAUUGGGAGCCAAAGGUGGAACUCAGCGUCGGUUUGCAGAAAACUGUCGAUUAUUUCAAGAGGGAGCUGAAAAAGUUUAACUAUUCGGAAAAUAACAAGUUCGUUCCGGACAAACCUACAACGUAAUCACUUAAGUUAUUGAUAUUGUACUAUUUGUGAUAAUGGAGAUGUCUCCUACUCUUAGGUCAAUAAAAGUAUUGAACUAAAGCGGUUAUUUGGUUUGUAAUAUGUAUUUUAAAUUAAUCGAAAUAAAUUGAAAGUUCACAA
Dalotia coriaria is the source of this 1701-nucleotide messenger RNA. It is a transcript of the gene Uxs, whose product is annotated as UDP-xylose synthase. The transcript is spliced from 6 exons. The record is from RefSeq and is a predicted model, not a curated record. Bases 310 to 1560 code for a protein of 416 amino acids. Gene Ontology annotation, cellular component: cytoplasm. NCBI's taxonomy places the organism in Eukaryota, Metazoa, Arthropoda, Insecta, Coleoptera, Staphylinidae. Gene Ontology annotation, molecular function: NAD+ binding; UDP-glucuronate decarboxylase activity. Gene Ontology annotation, biological process: D-xylose metabolic process.